AUGGUGUUUGCAUCGUCCACGAUAACGGCUACGCCGGCGGCCCUCAAGCCGAGGGCGACUUCCCUCAAUCAUGAUGGCACGCCACCCGUCGCUCCUUUAACUACGGUCUGGACAGCUUCGCCCGGGUGUUUUCCGGUCUCAACGCGCUCUACGACUGAUAUCGACAUGUUUUGGACCAGUCAUACCGAUUGUGCACCCCCAGGCUACGCAAGCUACUUUGAAACAUAUUACUAUUCCCCCGGUAUCUGUCCUAGCGGGUUUACGGUCGGCUGCUCACGAUAUGGUGAUUUCCAAGGACCAUCUGUUGAACCUACUGAAACAGCUAUGCUUUGCGUUAUGAGUAACUAUUUCUGUACCCCGGGUGCGUGGAAUUAUUACGCAACCAACACGGACUUGUCGUAUGCACAAGUGAUGAUUCAGAUAAGAUGGGCGGAAAGUGACUUAUCUAUUCUGGAAACUCAUCCGUUAACCCCCGGAUUAAAGAUCGCCACUACAGGAACUGAAUCUAGUGCGACAGUAACUGUAAUAUCGUCAAACCUAGGUCGUAGCGGAGAGGGAUUAUCUACAGGUGCCCAGGUCGGAAUUGGUGUUGGCGCAGGUUUGUUUGGUCUCCUCGCUAUUGGGUUGGCGGUCUUCUUUAUUUUACGAUAUCGAAAAAGGCGUGCGGGUAGUCAAGAUACCAGUCAAAUUCCAUCUACACAGCAACCCCAAGACCAGUAUCCACAGACGUUAAUAUCAGGUCAACAAAGUCAACCGGCUCAAGGCUACCCUGGCUACACACCAUAUGUUGACCCAAAUACAGGCGCAAUAUCAUAUUAUUCUCCUAUUCCCCGGCCUACCGAGUUAGGGGGUACUGCGAUUAAGAGUUUGACAAACAUAACCCCUAGCCAGGGCGCACCAUCCAUAACAGGACCGCAGUCCACCUACUUACGAGAUCCCGCUGUUUUGGAUGGCAAAUCUAUACUCAUACAGAAUAGCAUGGGCACCGGGACCCCUAAUACUUCGCCUGUCGGUAUCGACCUGACUAACGAGUCUCCUCUACUUGCGGAGAUGCCGGGGAGUGAAGGAAUUGCAAGAUCUGUAGGAGAUAGCGAGAAUUCACAGGUGCAACAGGAAAUUGCGCACUUAAUGACGGAACAAGCAAAGUUAGAUGCAAGAAGAACAAGGCUGAUGGAGUUGGCAGAGCUAGAUGAGGAAGAGCAACGGAUACGAAUCAGAAUGCAUCAACUUCAGUCAGGGCCAUAA
Messenger RNA from Annulohypoxylon maeteangense, 1245 nucleotides. RefSeq lists its product as uncharacterized. The transcript is spliced from 2 exons. The record is from RefSeq and is a predicted model, not a curated record. Bases 1 to 1245 code for a protein of 414 amino acids. NCBI's taxonomy places the organism in Eukaryota, Fungi, Ascomycota, Sordariomycetes, Xylariales, Hypoxylaceae.